AUGGCCGCCGUCAGGGUCGCGCCCCCAGCCUCUGCGCGCAUCUUUGGCGUAGAGGAUGAGGGCUACAUGUGCCUUGAACUCGAAGAUGGCUCGGCUUUCCAGGGCUACAGCUUUGGGGCUCCCAAAUCUAUCGCCGGAGAGCUUGUCUUCGCGACUGGCAUGGUGGGGUAUACCGAGGGUAUUACCGACCCGUCCUACCGUGGCCAGAUUCUGGUCAUCACUUUUCCCGAGGUCGGAAACUAUGGUGUUCCUUCUCGGGAAGCCGUCGACGAGCUCUUCGCCGACCUCCCGGCUUACAUCGAGUCUGCCCGCAUCCACAUUGCCGGCCUCGUGACCGCCUCAUACUCUGGCGAGGACUACUCGCAUUUCUUGGCCGAGUCUUCGCUUGGCUCCUGGCUCAAGCAGGAAGGCAUUCCCGCCAUCUAUGGUGUUGAUACCAGGUCUCUCACCAAGAGGAUCCGUACUCAGGGCGCCCUCCUUGGCAGGCUUCGCUUCCAGAACACCGCCUUGGUGAACGGCACUGCGAGCAGCGGCCGUAUUGAAGCCCUCUCCCUCGACAGUUUCGAGGAGGUUGAGUGGUCGAGGCCCUACGAGACGAAUAUUGUGGCCGAAGUUUCGAUCAAGGCCCCUAAAUUGUACAAGCCUGACCCCAGCGCCGCCCGCAAACACCCUUCCGGGCGCACGCUCCGGGUUUUGUGCCUCGAUGUCGGUAUGAAAUAUAACCAACUACGGUGCCUCGUCAGGCGCGGUGUCGAGGUUUUGGUCUGCCCGUGGGAUCACGACAUUGCCCAGGAAGCUGCCAAUGGCUUCGACGGCCUCUUUAUCUCCAAUGGCCCCGGUAACCCGGCUCUCCUCGACGCUACCGUAAAGAGGGUAGCAAAGGUCAUGGAAGAAAAUAGGGUUCCUAUUUUCGGUAUCUGCCUCGGCCACCAGCUUCUUGCCCGAGCCAGCGGCGCCGAAACUACCAAGAUGAAGUUUGGUAACCGCGGUGCCAAUAUCCCAUGCACCAACAUGAUCACGGGCCGGUGCUACAUCACAUCCCAGAACCACGGCUAUGCCGUUGACGCCACUAGUCUCCCCGAGACCUGGAAAGAAUUGUUCAUCAACGCGAACGACGGAAGCAACGAAGGCAUCAUGUGCACCGACCGUCCCUACUUCAGUGUCCAGUUCCACCCCGAGAGCACGCCCGGACCCCGUGAUACAGAAUACCUCUUCAAUGUCUUCCUUGACACCGUUAGCCAGUGCGCUGAAGAUCCCACCAACCUCAAGAAGCCCGUUAGCUUUGCCGAGGAGGCCGAGACUGAGAACUUUUGGCCGGAAACCCUCCCAAGAGGAACCCGCGCCCAGGCCAUCAAGGCCCUCAAGGAAGAAGGCAUCUACACCGUCCUGAUCAACCCCAAUAUCGCGACCAUUCAGACAUCCAAGGGUCUUGCCGAUAAGGUUUACUUCCUGCCCGUCAACGCUGAAUUCGUUCGCAAGGUCAUUCUCUACGAGCGACCUGAUGCCAUCUAUGUUACAUUCGGUGGCCAGACUGCCCUGUCCGUCGGCAUCCAGCUCAAGGAUGAGUUCGAGCAGUUAGGUGUCAAGGUUCUCGGAACUCCCAUUGAUACUAUUAUCACUACCGAGGAUCGAGAGCUUUUCGCCAGGAGCAUGGACUCCAUCGGCGAGAAACAUUGGCUUCCCGUCAUUGUUCGUGCUGCGUACGCUCUCGGUGGCUUGGGCAGUGGCUUCGCCAAUAACGAGGAAGAGCUUCUCGACCUCUGCAACAAGGCGCUCGCCGCUAGUCCCCAGGUGCUCAUUGAGCGCAGCAUGAAGGGCUGGAAGGAGAUCGAGUACGAAGUUGUCCGAGAUGCCGAGGACAACUGCAUCACAGUGUGUAACAUGGAGAACUUCGACCCCUUGGGCAUCCACACCGGUGAUUCCAUCGUUGUCGCGCCUUCCCAGACUCUCUCCGACGAGGAUUACAACAUGCUGCGAACGACUGCUGUCAAUGUCAUUCGCCACCUUGGCGUGGUGGGAGAGUGCAAUAUCCAGUAUGCUCUCAACCCCGACUCUCGGGAGUACUGCAUCAUCGAGGUCAAUGCCCGAUUGUCCAGAUCCUCGGCCUUGGCUUCCAAGGCUACUGGAUACCCCUUGGCCUUCAUUGCUGCCAAGCUUGGUCUCGGAAUUCCCUUGAAGGAAAUCUCCAACUCAGUCACCAAGUCCACUUGCGCCUGUUUUGAGCCCUCCCUUGAUUACGUUGUCGUUAAGAUGCCGCGCUGGGAUCUGAAGAAGUUCACUCGAGUCUCGACCCAGCUUGGAUCAUCCAUGAAGAGUGUCGGCGAGGUCAUGAGCAUCGGCAGGACCUUUGAAGAGGCUAUCCAGAAAGCCAUUCGCUCCAUCGAUUUCCACAACUUGGGUUUCGGAAGCACCAAGGCCCUCAUUUCCAUUGACGACGAACUUCAAACCCCCUCGGACCAGCGUCUAUUUGCCAUUGCCAACGCCAUGUAUGCGGGCUAUUCCGUCGAAAAGAUCUGGAGCUUGACCCGCAUCGACAAAUGGUUCCUCCACAAGCUCAAGCGUCUGUCCGAUUUCGAAAAGGUGAUGGAGAAGCAGACCACUAGCGACAUUGUCAAGACCCCCGGUGUUCUGCUGCAGGCCAAGAGGCUCGGUUUCAGCGACAGGCAGCUUGCCAAGUUCUGGAACUCCAACGAAAUUGCUGUCCGCAGGCUUCGACAGGAGGCCGGCAUCGCGCCCUAUGUGAAGCAAAUCGACACCGUGGCUGCCGAAUUCCCCGCUUUCACAAACUACCUCUACCUUACCUACAACGGCUCGGACCACGAUGUGGACUUUGAUGACCAAGGCGUCAUGGUUCUCGGUUCCGGAGUGUACCGUAUCGGCUCUUCCGUCGAGUUCGACUGGUGCUCUGUCCGCGCCAUCCGCACCCUUCGCAGCAUGGGCUAUAAGACGGUCAUGGUUAACUAUAAUCCCGAAACUGUCAGCACGGAUUACGAUGAGGCCGAUAAGCUAUACUUUGAAAACAUCAACCUGGAAACCGUUCUCGACAUCUAUCAGCUCGAGAAUUCUAGCGGAGUCCUUGGUGCCAUGGGUGGCCAGACCCCCAACAACAUCGCUCUGCCCCUCUCCCGUGCCGGAGUUCGUGUGCUUGGCACCUCGCCCGAGAUGAUUGAUUCGGCCGAAAACCGAUACAAGUUCUCGCGCAUGCUUGACCGCAUUGGUGUGGACCAGCCCACGUGGAAGGAGUUGACAAGCUUCGAGGAGGCCAAGUCUUUCUGCCAAAAGGUUAGCUACCCCGUGCUGGUGCGUCCGUCGUAUGUUUUGUCUGGUGCUGCGAUGAACACGGUCUACUCGGAAACCGAUCUGGAGAACUAUCUCGCUCAGGCGGCCGAGGUGUCUCGGGAGCACCCCGUCGUCAUCACCAAGUACAUUGAGAAUGCCAAGGAAAUCGAGAUGGAUGCUGUUGCCAAGGACGGAAAGGUCGUUUGCAAGUACAUCUCGGAGCACGUUGAGAAUGCCGGUGUGCACUCUGGCGACGCCACCUUGAUCCUCCCUCCCCAGGACCUCGAACAAACCACGAUCAACCGCAUCGUCGAGGCGACGGAAAAGAUUGGCGAGAACCUCAAUGUCACUGGUCCGUUCAACAUUCAAUUCAUUGCCAAGGACAACGACAUCAAGGUCAUUGAAUGCAACGUGCGCGCCUCGCGAUCCUUCCCCUUCGUCUCCAAGGUUAUGGGAGUUGACCUCAUCGAGAUCGCUACCAAGGCCAUCAUGGGCCAGCCUUUCGUCGAGAACCCGCCAAGCGACCUGCCUCCUGACUGCGUUGGCGUCAAGGUACCGCAGUUCAGUUUCUCGCGUCUCUCCGGCGCGGACCCUGUGCUCGGCGUUGAGAUGGCGUCCACUGGUGAAGUGGCGUGCUUCGGCGUAGACAAGUACGAGGCGUACUUGAAGGCAUUGAUGUCGACGGGCUUCAAGAUCCCCAAGGAGAAUAUCUUGCUGUCGAUUGGAUCGUACAAGGAUAAGAAGGAAAUGCUUCCUUCGGUUCAGAAGCUCCAGCGCCUCGGAUACAAGCUUUUCGCCACUGCUGGUACCGCGGAUUUCCUCCAGGAGCACGGUGUUCCGGUUCAAUACCUCGAGGUGCUGGGCAAGAGCCAGGAUGCGCAAAAGUCGGAGUUCUCGCUGACGCAGCACCUUGCGAACAACAUGAUUGACCUCUACAUCAACCUGCCGUCAAGCAAUCGUUACCGCCGGCCGGCCAGCUACAUGAGCAAGGGAUACCAGACGCGACGAAUGGCCGUGGACUACCAGAUCCCCCUGGUGACCAAUGUCAAGAACGCCAAGAUCCUUAUCGAGGCCAUUGCGCGCCAUUUUGAUCUCGAGGUCUGCAAGCGGGACUUCCAGACCAGCCACAGGACGGUCGUUUUGCCCGGACUGGUCAACGUUGCGGCGUUCGUCCCCGGUGUCGUGUCUCCUAACAACGACGACCUCCAACAGAUCACCAAGGCUUCGGCGCUUGCCGGCUUCAGCAUGCUCCGCGUCGCGCAGCAAAAUACCAAGGCCGGAGCGUACUGCGACUUCAACUUUUCGGUUGCAGCCACGAGCAACAACGCGGACCAGAUCAGCCAAGUGACUGGGGAGGUGGGCUCGCUCUUCAUCCCCUUCAACCAUCUCUCGUGCAACAUCAGCAAGGUUGCGACGGUGACGGCGCAUUUCGAGUCAUGGCCCCAGCACAAGCCCAUCAUUACCGAUGCCAAGCUCACGGAUCUGGCGUCCAUUCUCCUGCUCGCCAGUCUCCACGACCGACGCAUCCACGUCUCGUCAGUGACCACCAAGGAGGAUAUCCGCCUCAUCGCGCUUAGCAAGAACAAGGGCCUCAAGGACCAGCGGGCGCUCUGGGACCACCUCAGCACGAUUGACGUGUUUGCCGUAGGCAGCCUGCCCUACCAGCUGGCUGCCUCGCAGGGCCACAAGCCUGAUGUGUCGGUUGGCAUUGCCGAGAGCUUGUCCCUGCUCCUGACCUCGGUGGCGGACGGACGGCUUACGAUUGACGAUGUCAAGACCCGGCUCUUUGACAACCCGGUCGAGAUCUUUGAGCUCCACGACCAGCCCGGAUCGUCAAUCGAGGUGGAAAUUGAUCGACCGUACCAGGUUUCCACGGACGGAGCGACGUGGUCUCCCUUCGCCGGCAAGACCCUCAAGGGCAGCAUCCAACGCGUGACGUUUAUGGGCAAGACGCUAUCCAUGGACGGCGAGCUUUUGGAGACACAACCGCUAGGCCAGGACGUGUCGUCCCACAUUCCUCCCUCGCACACGACGGCGGCGGCGUUGCCCAUGUCGCCGGCGGUGAAGCCUCUUCAGCCGUUUGAAUCUCCUCUGGAUCUCGCGGCUCGACGAACGUCGUUCCUGGGGCCUGCGCAGCGACCGUUUGCCCGGCCCAUCAAGGGCCUGGAUGCGGCGGGUCCCGGAUCCUCUCCGGGGCUCAGGCCAGCGGCGGCGUUUGACGAGCUGUCGACGCUAGCUGGACAGCUACACCCGCACCAGCACCUGCACCACGCGUCGCCCCUGUCGGAGCUGAUUUCGCAAGGGUCGGCUUUCAAGAGAUCGCACGUUCUCUCGGUGAAACAAUACUCGCGCAGUGACUUGCACCUCUUGUUCACGGUUGCGCAGGAGAUGCGGCUCGGUGUGCAGCGCGAAGGCGUGUUGAACCUUCUCCGCGGCCGGGUGCUCUGCACUCUGUUCUACGAGCCCUCGACGCGCACGUCGGCGUCUUUUGACGCGGCGAUGCAAAGGCUUGGGGGCCGCACGAUUGCGAUUGCGACGUCGCAGUCGUCUGUCAACAAGGGAGAGACACUCCAGGAUACAUUGAGGACUCUGGGCUGCUACGGUGACGCGAUUGUGCUUCGCCAUCCCGAAGAGACGAGCGCGGACAUUGCGCAAAAGUACUCGUCGGUGCCCGUGAUCAACGGCGGCAACGGUAGCAAGGAGCACCCCACGCAGGCGUUCCUUGACCUGUUUACGAUUCGGGAGGAGAGGGGCACGGUGGAGGGCCUCACGAUUACGUUUGUGGGCGACCUCUUGUACGGACGACCGGUGCACUCUCUCGUGUACCUCCUCCGACACUACCACGUCCGGAUUCAACUGGUGGCGCCGCGGGGCCUUUCUCUCCCGGCCGAGAUCCGCGAACAAUUGGUGGCAGAUGGCCGACUUUUGCGUGAGUCCGAGGUGCUGACGGAGGAGAUCCUCGCGGACAGCGAUGUUCUUUAUUGCACGCGCAUCCAGAAGGAGAGGUUCCCGUCGGUGGAGGACUACAACAAGGUCAAGGGCUCGUACCGCAUCGACAACGCGACGCUCAAGCACGCCAAGCCCGAAACGGUGGUGAUGCACCCUCUGCCAAGGAACGACGAAGUGGCGGAGGAAGUGGACUUUGACCAGCAGAGGGCCGCGUACUUUAGACAGAUGCGGUAUGGCUUGUACUGCCGCAUGGCUCUUUGGCUUUGGUCAUGA
Molecule: messenger RNA, 6501 nt
Organism: Parascedosporium putredinis
Lineage: Eukaryota; Fungi; Ascomycota; Sordariomycetes; Microascales; Microascaceae
Source: the annotation of a GenBank genome assembly